AUGCAACAUCCGAUGUUUGAUGGCCUGGUAAAGAAAACUUGGAAGAAACCUGUUAAAGCAGCAGAGAUUGCAACAAGCGAGAGUGGAGCUAGAAAUAAUAUAGACAAGGUUGGCUGCCCAACCUUUGAACCAGAUGCUUAUGUCACAGGAAAAACAAAUGUUAUUAGAACUAGAGAAAUGGAGCACAACGAAGGAACAACAUUUCUAAAGUUUUUAGAAGCAUCAAGACUAAAAGCAAAUGCAGAGAAAAGCUCCAUAUAUAUUACAGGGGUGUCUGGGAGAGUCAAGUAUGAAAUUCUGCAGCAUUUGAGAUUUAGUGAAGGAUCCCUACCAUUCAAAUACUUAGGGGUUCCCCUUGCAGCAAAGAAGUUAUCUAUCAGUCAGUGUUGGCCUCUAGUGGAGAAAAUUACAGCUAGGAUCAACUGUUGGACAUCCAAACUAUUGUCUUAUGCUGGUCGUGUCCACCUGAUAAAAUCAGUUCUGUUUCGUGUCCAAUCAUAUUGGGCACAGAUAUUCUUACUCCCUAAGAAGGCUGCAGGUGGCCUUAAUAUCAUGGACCUGGAAAGAUGGAAUAAAGCAGCAAUUACAAAGCACCUAUGGGCCAUAGCAAUGAAGAAAGACUCAAUGCGGAUAAAAUGGAUACAUAGUGUAUACAUCAAGAACAAAAGACUGGAGUCCAUCAUAAUACCCAAGAAUGCAGCCUGGGUGGUUAGAAAGAUUUUGGCUACAAGGGAACAAGUCUGUGCGAAUUCCGGAAAGGAUGAGUGA
Messenger RNA from Capsicum annuum, 768 nucleotides. RefSeq lists its product as uncharacterized. Bases 1 to 768 code for a protein of 255 amino acids. The transcript is spliced from 5 exons. The record is from RefSeq and is a predicted model, not a curated record. NCBI's taxonomy places the organism in Eukaryota, Viridiplantae, Streptophyta, Magnoliopsida, Solanales, Solanaceae.